CGAAUCAACUCGUGUUGUCUUCCGCUGCUUUCCCAUCGCGUGGGUGUUCGGCAACGUGACACUGUAAGCAGGAACACGAACAAAGACGCGACAAUGGCACAAUCUAACGGUAUAAUAAAACCAAAGACCAAGCGCUCCAAGCGCUUCCUGGAGAGUCGAGCACCCAAACUGGCAGAGGAUGGAAAGAGUACCAUGAUCAUGAAAGGGGGCAACGCCAAUCAAACUGUCAGCCAGGCCCUGAAGGACAUCUAUUCCCUGAAAAAGCCCAGCGCUGUGCUGUACAAAAAGAAGAACAUCACAAGGCCCUUCGAGGACUCGACAUCACUCGAGUUUUUCUCUAAGAAGACGGACUGCUCUCUGUUUCUCUUUGGGUCCCACAACAAGAAACGACCCAACAACCUCAUAUUUGGUCGUCUAUUUGACUUCCACGUGCUGGAUAUGAUUGAGCUGGGAAUCGAGAAGUAUGUCUCCCUGAGUGAGAUAAAGAUAAGUAAAUGUCCCGAGGGGACCAAACCGAUGCUGGUGUUUGCCGGUGAGGCUUUCGAUAUGGACGACGAGUACAAACGUCUGAAGAGUCUGCUCAUUGACUUCUUCAGGGGUCCUUCUGUGUCUGCAGUGCGACUGGCAGGCUUAGAACAUGUUCUGCACUUCACUGCUGUGGAUGGCAAAAUAUUCAUGCGGAGUUACAGGUCUUUGUUGAAGAAGUCGGGCUGCAGGACACCGCGCAUUGAGCUGGAGGAGAUUGGGCCGUCAUUGGACUUUGUUCUGCGAAGAACACAUCUCGCUUCGGACGACUUGUACAAGUUAUCUCACAAGCAGCCCAAGGCUCUGAAGCCCAAGAAGAAGAAGAAUAUUUCCCACAAUGUCUUUGGCACCAAGUUUGGCCGGGUGCACAUGCAGAAGCAGGAUCUAUCCAAGCUUCAGACGCGGAAGAUGAAGGGUCUACGGAAGAGGAAGAGGGGCGCGGUUGAUGGGCAGCAGGAUGGAGAGUCUUCUAAAGUGGCAAAAAUGGAGAGUUGAGGUAUGAGGCGGGACAACUGGAUGCGCGCGUCUUGACCGCUGCAACGCCAUACAGGUUUCUUCGCCUGGAUAGCUUCACCUUGCUCCUCAUCGCCUCCACCACCAGGAAUCCGCCUGAUUCCAAGCCCAAGUGAUUCCCUUGUGACUGUUAUGGAAGGAAAGUCACUUCUUCAACCUCCCCUCAACUUAAGGGGGGCUCCAUUUUAACAAAAUUAAAAAAAAAAAAAAAAAAAUCAGUUCAAAGUAACAAUCAAAAAAGUGUAGAAAUGUGUUUCAUCCACUUGAAACAUUUUCAUUCAGAUGGUUAUGAAAAUGUCUUUUGUUGAACAAAAUAAAAGAAUUAUGGGAUAACAAUGUA
Phycodurus eques (leafy seadragon) is the source of this 1378-nucleotide messenger RNA. RefSeq names its product ribosome production factor 2 homolog (gene rpf2). The coding region runs from base 94 to 1020 and encodes 308 amino acids. Gene Ontology annotation, cellular component: nucleolus. The record is from RefSeq and is a predicted model, not a curated record. The transcript is spliced from 10 exons. Gene Ontology annotation, biological process: maturation of LSU-rRNA from tricistronic rRNA transcript (SSU-rRNA, 5.8S rRNA, LSU-rRNA); ribosomal large subunit assembly. NCBI's taxonomy places the organism in Eukaryota, Metazoa, Chordata, Actinopteri, Syngnathiformes, Syngnathidae. Gene Ontology annotation, molecular function: rRNA binding.